Molecule: messenger RNA, 2523 nt
Organism: Thermothielavioides terrestris NRRL 8126
Lineage: Eukaryota; Fungi; Ascomycota; Sordariomycetes; Sordariales; Chaetomiaceae
Exons: 5
Coding region: 300-1886 (528 amino acids)
Biological process (GO): retrograde transport, endosome to Golgi
Cellular component (GO): Golgi apparatus; membrane
Source: RefSeq, a predicted model, not a curated record
CUCUGCUUCCAUCUCGGCCACAAGCUCUCAAAAGCCGGCCGAGAAGCUGCCGUUAUCAAGGCUGAGACAGCCACAGAGCCAGACAGGGGGCUCAUGACGAAUUGCAACAUUUCAGCUUGCUAGGGUGCUGCACUCCCGGACACGUCGCUCCUGCUCCUGCUCCUGCACCACGGGCACCGCACCGCACCGCACCCCUGGCCGGAUCCGAAGCCGAAGCCGCAAGAACCAACACCAACGCGGGACCAGGGCCGAGCACAGACUGCAUACGGAAUACAAGCCCCUUCAAAUUGCAGCUGACCAUGAGGCGCUGGGCAUGCGCUCUGCUACCACUGGCGCUGUCCAUCUGGACAGCAGCCGCGCUUGAAGUGAAGCUGGACCAGCACGAGAACCAAAAAUGCGCCGGCAUGUAUAGCAAGAGCUCGUGGGGCGGCCCCGUCGACCCCUUCAUCGACGUUAAGUUCACCGACACCGGCAAGGACCAGGGCGACGACCCCAUCGUCAGCCUGCUCAUAUUCGACUGGAUGGACCAGGACUACAUCGGCGUUGCCCCGCCCGGCGACCCCCAAAAGGUCGGCAUCUGCGAGCAGCAGUGGGUGGACGUCGGGCUCUGCAACAAGACCGACAUUGGCAGGUUCAUCGUCUCGCCCAACGCCACCGAGAAGUCGGUCAAUGUCAUCUUGACCAAGGCCAUGCACCUGAAGGACUCGGCUCCCAUCAAGUACCCCAUCACCAAGACGGGCUACUUCUGCGUUGUCACCGAGAACUUCCCCCCGGGCUCGGCCGGCGACUACGAGGCCAUCGUCGAGUUUCGCAACGCCUUUGGCGAGUUGCCUGCCACCCAGAUCCCCAAGCUGCCGUUCUACGGGGGCAUCACCAUUGCCUAUGCGCUGGUGUUGGUUGGCCACUACCUCAACCGGAACGGAUCCAAUGUCGGGUCUCAGGUCCUGCUGGUUGUCGUCGCCGUCCUCAACGCGGCGCGCAACUCGUUCUCCUUCUUCCUGCUCCUCAUCGUCUGCAUGGGCUAUGGCGUGGUCAAGCCGACGCUCGGCCGCACCAUGAUCUACGUCCGGUGGCUGGCCAUCGCCCACUUCGUCUUCGGCAUCGUCUACGCCAUCACCAGCCUGGUCGUCAACCCGGACAGCGCCGGCCCGCUGGUGCUGCUGAUCGUGCUGCCGCUCGCCGCCACCCUCACCGCCUUCUACGUCUGGACGCUCAACUCGCUCAACCUCACGCUCAAGGACCUGCGCGAGCGCAAGCAGCACGUCAAGGAGAACAUGUACCGCAAGCUGUGGUGGUGCAUCCUGGUCUCCAUCCUCGUUAUCUUCGGCUUCUUCUUCUUCAACUCGUUCUCGUUCGCCUCGGCCCGCGACCCGGACUACGUGCCCUUCCACUGGAAGACCCGCUGGUUCGUGCUCGACGGCUGGCUCAACAUCGUCUACUUCGCCGACGUCGUCGUCAUCGCCUACGUGUGGCGCCCCACCGCCAACAACCGCCGCUUCGCCAUGAGCGACGAGGUCGCCCAGGAGGACGACGGCACGUUCGAGAUCGCCAACCUCGACAUCGGCAACCCGGACGAGUCGGACGACGACAACGCCGACGAGGAGGCCCGCCUCGAAAGCGCCAAGGCGCACCGCAACGCCACCACCGCGACGCCGCCGGCCGCCGCCGGCCAGUCUGCCGCUGCGGGGAGCAGACAGCAGCAACAACAGCAGCAGCAGCAGACGCAGCAGCAGACGCAGACAUCCGCGGGCGGGGCGCGGAAAACGAGUCCGCCGCCGAGGGAGUCGCUCGAUGGCGAGACCAUCUUUGCCGUGGGCGAGGAUGGGGAUAAGUUCUCUGACGACGAGAGCGGCGAGGAAUCCGGGCUUGUGCACGCGAGGAAAUAAGUUAGAAGCGGCCCUUUCAAACUUUUUUCUUUUCCUUAUGGUUUGUCAGCGCGUCGGAAAGGGUCCAAACUGUCAAAAAGCGAGUUGUCGCGAUGGCGACGGGUUUCUUGGUGGCACUGCGAAAGCGCAUCGCAUACUGUUGUACUAUAGCGGUGGCGGGCGGCGUUGGAAAAGGGGGGCAUUUCGGGGUUCUUUUUUUUUUUCCCUUGCUGCAGCAUAGCUGGGUCGGUCGGGCGUACUGAGCUAAUAUACAGUGUUACAACGGUCGUAUCACGCAGCACCUGCCUGUGAUGUUUGUAUCUCACGGAUGGACAUAUCCGCGACCCCCGGAUCCACGUCCCACCCGAACGUUGAAUCAAGCAAGGUGUACGCCGGCAGACCACCAAUCCAGGAGGAAAGAAAUUGACGCCUGCAAGCGCCAUGCUAUGCUGCAUUCUCCCUUCCCCUCCUCCCGUCCCCAACCCACCUUCUUAAUUCUCUCCCCCCCUCAAGCAACAACAUCCCCACCGAACCCAACCGGCCGCCGCCGCCCCUCAUUCUCCGGCAGGAACGCCAGCGCCUUGUACACCUUGCCCAUCCCACCCGGGCCGCGAUCCACCAGCCUCCUGCACGCCCGGCGGACCGCCUCGGCUUUGUC